Molecule: messenger RNA, 204 nt
Organism: Paramecium octaurelia
Lineage: Eukaryota; Ciliophora; Oligohymenophorea; Peniculida; Parameciidae
Source: the annotation of a GenBank genome assembly
AUGCUUCAAAUAUAUAUUUUAAACAUUUGUGUUUUAGAAUGUCCUGGUUAAACCUAUUUAGAAAAAAUUUGUUUUAGAAAUUGUGCAGACCUAUGUUCAGAAUGUUUUGGUGUUGAAAUAUACGAGCAAUUACCUUAUUGGUUAAAAUAGAGAAACAAAUAGUUAUGCCAUUCGUCCUAAUCAAAGCUUUUUAAAAUUAGUUGA